AUAUAUAUAUAUUUGAAUAAACUCGAGAUGACGAGGAUGAACGAGAUGUUUGAUUAAAGUAGAAAAGGAUACAAAUAAGUUAAUUACACAAUAAUCGCUUUAUGAGCUUAGCAUUUGACAUGAUGAGGAAAUCCAGCACCAUCCUUACUCACUUAAAAUCGAAGAAGAUUAACUUCUUCUCACCUUCCACUGCUCUUCUUUCCCCUCAACGCAACCCUAUCCUCACCAACCGCUUUAACUCAACCACCGCACAUAUUCCUUUCACUUCCAAUCCCAUUCACGAUCAGCAUGUAAUAGAUUUUCCUGGUGGAAAUGUCAAAUUCAUCCCUGAAAUGAGGUUCAUACCUGAAUCAUCUCAAGACAGAAUCCCUUGCUACCGUGUUCUCGAUCAUAAUGGGGAGCAGAUUUUUGGGACUGAUUUUGUGCAGGUCAGUGAGGAUGUUGCUGUUAAAAUGUAUAGUAACAUGGUUACACUCCAAACUAUGGACAAUAUCUUCUAUGAAGCACAAAGGCAAGGCAGAAUCUCAUUUUAUGUAACAACAGUAGGGGAAGAAGCUAUCAACAUUGCAUCAGCUGCAGCUCUUUCCAUGGAUGAUGUUAUUUUCCCUCAGUAUAGGGAACAAGGAGCCUUGUUAUGGCGUGGUUUCACUCUGCAAGAAUUUGCCAAUCAGUGUUUUUCUAAUAAGUUUGAUAAUGGGAAAGGAAGGCAGAUGCCGGCCCAUUAUGGGUCCAACAAGCUCAAUUACAUGACUGUAGCAUCAACGGUUGCUACGCAAAUUCCCCAUGCCGUUGGAGCUGCAUAUUCCUUAAAGAUGGACAAAAAGGAUGCAUGUGCCGUCACUUACUUUGGAGAUGGUGGCUCAAGUGAGGGAGAUUUCCAUGCCGGAUUAAAUUUUGCAGCGGUAAUGGAGGCCCCAGUCAUUUUUAUUUGCCGGAAUAAUGGAUGGGCUAUCAGUACCCCUACAUCAGAUCAGUUUCGAAGUGAUGGUAUUGUUGUGAAAGGACAGGCUUAUGGAGUCCGUAGCAUUCGUGUAGAUGGGAAUGAUGCACUGGCCAUUUAUAGUGCUGUUCAAGCUGCUCGUCAAAUGGCCGUUAGCGAAGAGAGACCAAUUCUAAUAGAAGCUCUUACAUAUAGAGUAGGACACCACUCUACAUCAGAUGAUUCUACCAAGUAUCGUCCCGCCAACGAGAUUGAAUGGUGGAGAUUAGCUCGUGAUCCUGUGGCGAGACUUAGAAAAUGGAUAGAAAGGAAUGGUUGGUGGAAUGACAUGGCUGAGUCUGAGCUUAGAAACAAUUUGAGACAUCAGCUUCUGCGGACCAUUCAAGUUGCAGAGAGUGUAGAGAAACCUCCACUUGCAGACAUGUUUAGUGAUGUUUAUGAUGUUCCUCCAUCCAAUCUCUGUGAACAGAUGAAAUGGCUGAAGGAGACCGUAAAAAAACAUCCACGGGAGUACCCAACAAAUAUUUCCAUGUAAUUUUAACCUCGAUAUCUAGUUUUUUUUUUCUGUCAAAACCUCAAUAUCUAGUUUGAAGAUAUUACAAAAUUAUCUUCAAACUUGGAUCUUCUUUGUGUACAAACUGGAGAAUAUAGUCUAAUAAUGAGAGAGGUAUGACAUCCUCAAAUAAAUUAUAAGUUGGACUUUUUUUGGCA
This is a messenger RNA of Cicer arietinum (chickpea), 1651 nucleotides long. Its product is annotated as 2-oxoisovalerate dehydrogenase subunit alpha 2, mitochondrial. Lineage: Eukaryota; Viridiplantae; Streptophyta; Magnoliopsida; Fabales; Fabaceae. Gene Ontology annotation, biological process: branched-chain amino acid catabolic process. Gene Ontology annotation, molecular function: oxidoreductase activity, acting on the aldehyde or oxo group of donors, disulfide as acceptor. The record is from RefSeq and is a predicted model, not a curated record. Gene Ontology annotation, cellular component: oxoglutarate dehydrogenase complex.